UAUUCCAAAGAAAUCAUUUACGUCAUCCUUUUGGCAUGUCUCUGCUGCGCGUGCCCACAUGUUACUUCCCUGCCACAUAAUUGGUGGACUUCUUGUGUGCCAGCCAACACCAUUGACGUCAAUGGAUUUCAACAACACACCCUACGUGGCCAGGAGGCGGAGUCCAGCGCUCCGCCCUCCCCCCGCACCGAACCUCUGAUUGGUCGAGGCUAAAGCUUCUCCCCAACCCGAUCAGGAACGGUCAUAGGAUCUCUGCACCGCGAUUGGCCGACUGGCCGACUUUGAUUUCCGACUGACCCGUUGGGCUCGUGGACAUAAAAUUGGCUGCAGGUGACACCGAGUGACCUGCGAGCGUUUCAGUGCCGUGGCAGGCUUAGUUGAAGAGGAGCAUCGGAGCAGAGAUGCUGUAGGAGCUGAAGACAUCUUCUGGUAUAGGGCCAGCGUAUGCCACCUUUUUCUCUGGAUGGAUACUGGCACGGCUUCACCUCCUUCUUCCACGGCGGCGGGCCCCUCCUCGCUGUGGCGACUGUCGGAGAGGAGGAGCAGGAAGGCCGGCUCCGCGAACAUUUUCAGCGACGUGAAUCUGUGGCAGCUCCAGAGACUUUUCCAAGCAACGGGAGAUCAAGAUGCGGAGCAGAGGGCCCAGCUGGUUUGGGGCCACGGAGACGAGACUGAACUGGCCCAGGCAUUGAAGGGACUGAGGGGCCGAAGUCACAGGAGAGCAGUGAGGGCCAACGGGAGGGAGGUGCUGGGCUCACACUGGCUACGAGCUUUCAAUCACCUCAGGAUCGGCGAGAGCUCGCCAAGCGGUCAGGGCAAAGACCCCGGGGAGGACAGUAAUUCUGAGGCAGGAGGAGCAUGCAGCAGUCCAGAGACACGCCGGCACCCCUCCACAGGGACCACCGGAAUUGCCGCGGGGGCCACCUCGGUACUAACUGAGAGCCACGGCCGUUCGGGGACUUCUGAGAGACCCCCCAGGACCGGCUCAGGACUGAGGAGAGGAGGAGAGAUCAACUCUGAGAGAUACCUCCACAGAAUACUACACUGACAUGAUGUUGGUGCGGGUGGUGGCCCGGCACCUCCGUCGGCACAUCCGGAUCCUAGCGAUGUUCCGAUGUGUUCACAGACUGAAGCUAGGUUGAAAAGAUGCAAUUUCAGUUGUGCUGCAGGUUGAAGGGAUUGUUAUUGCGUCCUACUGUCUGUCCUUUGGUUCCUAUGUCACUGUUCUGACAGCAGUAUACUGCUCUGUUACUAGUUGCAGACACAUCUCCACCUAAAAUAAUGGAACCAGCACAAAACUCUUCAAAAAUCACUCCUGCUGUUCCAUAACUUCAUGUUGUGGUUUUCUCUCAUGUGUUUUCCUAAAUUCAUCACUUUGGCAUUUGUAAUGCACCCUAAUAUAUCUGGACUCUGAUUUGACUUUCAAAGGGUAGGAUUCUCAUUUCCAGGUGAUUAAACACAAAAUAAUACAUAUUAUACUAUUAUAUUAUAUACCAUUUCUGAAAAUACAAUUCCCAUAAAUGCUAAAUACUUGCUUUAAGUAAACCUUUAGCUCAUUGGUUUGAACAAGAUUAAUUAUGCACGAAGUAAAUUAAAAAAUGGCCUUGUCUUAAUUUGUCCUUUUAAUGAAAGAAUUGAUAUUCUAAUAUGUAUGGACUUAUCAAGUGUUCUCCCUGCGUUCUCGACACUGGUGUAAAAUAAUUAAACUGGACAUUUAUUAAAUGCUUGUAAGCAUGGAGACAGAAUUGAAUACAUACACAGUGUAAUGCGUAUGUAUGUAAGUGAAGUUUCAAGUUAAAAGGCCAAAAACAAUAAUCACACCCUCACUAUGUAGGGAAACUUUAAAAAAUAAUGAUCUUAUUUAAAAAUGUUGGUGGUUGUGGUCUUAAAACGUCCUUUUCCUAUGAAAAGACAGUAUGUCAUCAAACUAGUCUGACCCUGGGAAGACUUUUGCUAAUACUGCUAGUACUGUUUGUCACUUUUAAAUAUGUAAUAAAAAAGUGAGACUUGUUUCUU
Pungitius pungitius (ninespine stickleback) is the source of this 2016-nucleotide messenger RNA. Its product is annotated as arginine vasopressin-induced protein 1-like. The record is from RefSeq and is a predicted model, not a curated record. The transcript has 3 exons. Gene Ontology annotation, biological process: positive regulation of MAPK cascade. Lineage: Eukaryota; Metazoa; Chordata; Actinopteri; Perciformes; Gasterosteidae. The coding region runs from base 464 to 1048 and encodes 194 amino acids.